GCUGUUAGCUGAAGAACCCACCACCUCGCCCCACAAGAGCUAAAGAAUGAGCAAGCUCCCGCGUCCUCACGAACCCCACCACCGUCUUCUUUAGAGCUCAAAAGAAGACGCCGCCGCCGCUUACCUUUCAGUCUCCACCUCUCCAUCUCCCUCACAGUCACCCACUUCCUUUUGAUGGAAUCCAAAGUUGCCCGCUUCCUCACUGUGCCUGCUACCUUCCCCUCGUCUGGCUUCGGCAUUGCCGCCCUCUUACGCAAAUGACCUCAAUUUCCUGUGACUAUUGCUUUCCUUCGAGCAGCGGGGAGGAGGGAGGGAGAGAGAGGAGUUGGGUGCGAUGAAUUCCAAGGCGCGGGUGCCAUCGCAGGCCGUAAAAGCUUCCCCGAGGCCGAGGCCGAGGCGCGAUAAAGGAUUCAGCAAGGAGAAGACUACAAUGCAAGCGAAUGGAUCGACCGUCGUAGAGAAUGGACAUGGUAAAUUCCAAUCUAGACGACAGCGGAAGAUCGCUCUGGAGCAAGAUGUUGAUAAGCUCAAGAAGAAGCUGAGGAAUGAAGAGAAUAUCCACAGAGCUCUGGAGAGGGCUUUCACCAGGCCCCUCGGCGCUCUUCCUCGCCUCCCCCCUUAUUUGCCUUCCCAUACACUGGAACUUUUGGCUGAAGUGGCCGUCUUGGAGGAAGAGGUGGUUCGUCUUGAAGAACAAGUAAUCAAUUUUCGGCAAGGUCUCUAUCAGGAAGCCAUAUACAUCUCAUCUUGCAAGAAAAGCAAGGAAUUGGGAUCUGAUAUUUGCUCGCUUUCUCAAAACUCAAAAACCUCAGGGCAACCGACUUCUUAUUCAGAUUCGACAUGUUCAGAAGAUCUGAUCUUCGCAAAACAGACAGAUGCUUCAAAUAUAGACCAAGAUGUGUCUGUGCCCUCCUCAGGUAAUCCACUUAUCAACACUGAAAUUCCACCAAAGAAGUUAAAUUCAUCUUUGGCCAUUGCUGAAAACAAGAAUGGAAAAGAGAAUCAGAUCAGCACAAACUUUAGUAGGAACUGUAAGAAAUCUCCUGUUAAGAGAGUGUCACGAGGAAGAAUGGGUAUGAAUGGAAACAAGCACGGUGAUGCGAAGCCAAGGUUCAAUUCAGUGGCUAGUGAAAGAAUUGAAAAGGACUCACUGAACUCUUCAAAUGAAGCAAAAAGGAAUGAGUAUAGAGAUCCAAAUGAAGUAAAAUUCCCCGAAGCAAGUGGCCCGAAUAAACUAUCUGAAGACAUCUUGAAGUGCCUGACAAACAUUUUAUCACGGGGUAGCUCUCCGGGGAAUAAGAAAGAGCUACUAGAGACGAUUACAGUAUCAGAUUCUUGGAGUAAUUUAGAAGAAACAGACUGUCUAGAUCCAUAUGGUAUAUGUGAAGAAUUUGGGAAAAGGGACAUUGGUCCCUAUAAGUAUUUCCGGUCAGUUGAAGCAAGCUCAAAUUUUUCGAACCUCCUUACGGGUUGUUCAUUUCUUAGCUGGAGACUAAAACGUUUGCUGAGGGAGCUUGCAUCAGUGGAUUUAUCAGGUCUCACACAUCAUCAGAAGAUUGCAUUUUGGAUUAACAUUUACAAUGCAUGCAUGAUGAAUGCAUUUCUGGAGCAAGGCAUUCCGAUUAGUUCUGAAAUGAUUGUUGCUCUGAUGUUAAAGGCUAUGAUUAAUGUGGGUGGUCACUUGGUCAGUGCAAUGACAAUUGAACAUUUCAUAUUGAGGCUGCCUUAUCAGUCAAAACAUAUUUCAUUUAAAGGAUCUAAAAGCGAUGGCAUGGCAAUGCGCGGCAUCUUUGGCUUGGAAUGGCCUGAACCCUUGGUCACAUUCGCACUUUCGUGUGGAAGUUGGUCAUCUCCUGCCGUAAGAGUGUAUACAGGAGCUCAAAUAGAGAAAGAGUUGGAAAAGGCCAAAAGGGAUUAUUUACAAGCAGCCAUUGGUAUAUCCACACCAAACAAACUUGCAAUUCCUAAGCUUCUCGACUGGUAUCUACGCGAUUUUGCAAAAGAUGUCGAGUCAUUAAUGGAUUGGAUCUGCCUGCAAUUGCCAAAUGAGUUGAGGACUGAAGCAGUAAGGUGCCUCGAAGUGGCCAGAAGAAGUACUUUUCCUCAGCCAAUUCAAGUUCUUCCAUACGAGUUCAGAUUCAGAUACAUCUUUGCCCCAUAAAUCUUCGUCUCCUCACACAACACUGCCAUACGAGUUCAGAUUCAGACCACAAAAGCCAAGGUUUGUCCAUAUAAUUACAAUAAGAAUAGUGAGUUUAGAUUUUAAUAAGCUUUUGUAUUUUGUGAUUUUUUGGUGGGUUAUUAUUUGGGUUUCUCGAAUGCACGACCAUAUUAGCUAUGAAGCUGAUGUAGAGUUGGUACAAUUAACUAUGUUCAUAAGAAAUCAGGAGAGUCAAAAAUCUCAGUGUUUGUACCCCCUUUAUUUCAAAUGCAAAGAAAGUGGCAUGUUUUCCAAA
Zingiber officinale is the source of this 2456-nucleotide messenger RNA. RefSeq lists its product as uncharacterized. The transcript has 11 exons. Bases 335 to 2161 code for a protein of 608 amino acids. NCBI's taxonomy places the organism in Eukaryota, Viridiplantae, Streptophyta, Magnoliopsida, Zingiberales, Zingiberaceae. The record is from RefSeq and is a predicted model, not a curated record.